GACCUUUUCCACAGUACACCGCUCUCUUCGUUUCAUUCCAUCUCAACAAACAAACAUGCAUUUCCAUUUCCAUUUGCAUAUAGAAUAGAAACACAGAUUUUCACAGGGAACCUUUUCAAACACUUUGCAACAAUGGAGAAUUUCGAUGGUGAAGAGAUCCCUUCGACCACAAGUCCCUUCGACGAUCACAGCUACGACGGCUACGACGUCCAUUCCCAGCGGUACGAGUUCGACGUUCCCUCCGCCGAUGAUGGCGGUGUUCCUCCGCCGGUUCCGUCUGAUAUUGAGGACUUCUCCGCCGGUGAACAGCAGCAACAUUACUACCAUGAUAACGUGCAGUCGCCGGAGAAUAAUGGUGACUAUCAUGGUUCACCUUUUGAGACAUCGGAGGAUCAUCGUCAAGGAUCUGAUGUGCAAUCCAAGCCCUAUGAUCUCGGAGCUGAUACAGAUGGCAUUUUCUCCUCCGGUACUGAUGGACCAUUGCUUCCCGAUCCUACCGAGAUGCGUGAAGAAGGUGCUGCUUUUCGCGAAUGGCGUCGCCAAAAUGCCAUUUAUCUUGAGGAGAAGGAGAAGAAGGAAAAGGAAAUGAGGAAUCAGAUUAUCGCUGAAGCUGAGGAGUACAUACGAUCAUUUUAUGAGAAACGGAAGCUUAAUUGCGAGACCAACAAAUCUAAUAACCGCGAAAGGGAGAAAUUGUACCUGGCCAACCAAGAGAAAUUUCACAAAGAAGCUCACAAACAAUACUUUAAAGCAAUUGCGGAGAUUAUACCGCGUGAGGUACCUAAUACUGAGAAGAGGCGAGGCAAGAAGGAAGAAGAGAGGAAGCCUUCAGUUGCAGUUAUCCAGGGCCCAAAGCCUGGGAAACCCACUGACCUGUCUAGAAUGCGCCAGCUUUUUCUCAAGCUGAAGCAGAACCCUCCACCACAUAUGCUACCUCCUCCUGAGAAAGACAAGGAUGGUAAGGAUGGAAAGGAAGGGAAGGAUGCCAAGGAUGCGAAGGAAGGAAAGGACGCCAAGGCCACGAAGGAAGGAAAGGAUGCCAAAAAUGAAAAGAUUUCCACACCAAAGGAGGCUAAGGAUGGCAAAAAUGAAAAAAUCGCGACACCAAAGGUGGCUAAGGAUGCCAAAAAUGAGAAAAGUCCCAUAGGAAAGGCAGCUAAUGAUGUCAAGAACGGGGAAAAUGCCGCUCAACAAGGAUCUCCAGCUGCUACUAUUGACAAGCUUCUUUCACCAGUCAAGGAUGCUGAACAUCAAGGAUCUCCCGGUGCUGCUAUUGACAAGCUUGUUUCACCAGUCAAGGAUGCUGCACAACAGGGAUCUCCCGCUGCUGCUAGUGUUGGUACUCCAAAAGGACCAAAGGCCGAUACACUAACUUCGGUUGAAGGCGGACAAGCUGCAGAAAGUGAUUCUGCCUCAACUGCAUAAAUUAGUUCCCAGUAAUGCCUUUUCUCUUCUAGCCUAAUUAAUUCUUGUUACACUGUUCUGGAGUUAUUAUCAUUCAUUCAUUCUUUUUCCUUGUUGCUCUAUGUCUAGUUGCAAAUAAGAGCGACUGGCCUUUGAGGAUAUAUGUUCUGUAGCCAGGGGCUUUUCUUCUUGAUAUGUUUUAGGCUUUUUUUUUUCCGCGACAAGCGUAUGAGUUUGUUGUUCACUUUUCCUUUAUACAAUUGGAGGUAGCUUUUGUAGCAGGAAUUUCAGCUUGCUA
Messenger RNA from Nicotiana attenuata, 1702 nucleotides. Its product is annotated as clathrin light chain 1-like. Gene Ontology annotation, cellular component: plasma membrane; clathrin coat of coated pit; clathrin coat of trans-Golgi network vesicle. Gene Ontology annotation, biological process: clathrin-dependent endocytosis; intracellular protein transport; clathrin coat assembly. The transcript is spliced from 3 exons. The record is from RefSeq and is a predicted model, not a curated record. Gene Ontology annotation, molecular function: clathrin heavy chain binding; structural molecule activity. The coding region runs from base 133 to 1425 and encodes 430 amino acids. NCBI's taxonomy places the organism in Eukaryota, Viridiplantae, Streptophyta, Magnoliopsida, Solanales, Solanaceae.